Messenger RNA from Mesocricetus auratus (golden hamster), 716 nucleotides. It is a transcript of the gene Asip, whose product is annotated as agouti signaling protein. NCBI's taxonomy places the organism in Eukaryota, Metazoa, Chordata, Mammalia, Rodentia, Cricetidae. Gene Ontology annotation, biological process: hormone-mediated signaling pathway; melanosome organization; positive regulation of melanin biosynthetic process. Gene Ontology annotation, molecular function: neuropeptide hormone activity; melanocortin receptor binding. The transcript is spliced from 3 exons. The record is from RefSeq and is a predicted model, not a curated record. The coding region runs from base 108 to 503 and encodes 131 amino acids. Gene Ontology annotation, cellular component: extracellular region.
UUGUGAGGCCAAGUCAGCCAGCCAUCGCAAAGGCACAUCCUCCUACCAUCAUCUUCUCUCCGAACUCACCACAGACCACCUUCUCUGUCCAACUUAGGCUUCUCAGGAUGGAUGUCACUCGCCUACUCCUGGCCACCCUCGUGGGCUUCUUAUGCUUCCUUGCCAUCUACUGCCACAUGGUACCUGAGGAGACACUCAGAGAUGACAGGAGUCUGAGGAGCAACUCCUCCAUGAACUCAUUGGAUUUCUCUUCUGUUUCUAUCGUGGCACUGAACAAAAAAUCCAAGAAGAUCAGCAGAAAAGAAGCCGAGAAGCAGAAGAGAUCCUCCAAGAAAAAGGCUUCGAUGAAGAAGGUGGCGCGGCCCCCGCCACCCACGCCCUGCGUGGCCACCCGAGACAGCUGCAAGCCGCCUGCGCCCGCCUGUUGCGACCCGUGCGCCUCCUGCCAGUGUCGCUUCUUCCGUAGUGCCUGCACCUGCCGCGCACUCAACCCCAACUGCUGAACGUGCUUCUGCGCUGCGCGCGCAGCUUCCGGGAUGGGUGACUGGGCGGGGCUUCAGGGUCGGGCGCUUCUGGGCUGAGGGAGGGGUCUAUGGUUCUCUGGUGGGUGGGACUUCGCGCGUGGGCGUGGGUGGUGGGUGCUUUCCGAUGGCAGAUGUUCAAGGAAAACUAAUGGAGGCUAAAAUCAGAAUACAGCAUGUUUAGGCUGCUGGGAA